AUGUUUUUUGUCAUCAAAUUUAUUAUCACCGUCGUUCUUACCACCGUGUUAAUUGCAGAUCUCGCUGCUUCGGCUGAAUCGACUGGUUGUUCCUUCACAUUUUCUUCCUUUUCUGGUCCACGCGAAAGAUACAUCGUAUUCCUCGACUCUAAUUCAAUCACCAAGCAUUAUCAAUGGCUAGAAAAUUGCUUGAAAAGAUCGACCCAAAAACUUGGCAUCGCCGAGUUUUCAACAGCAGCUGUUGACAAUGAUAUGAUUGUAGAUUUUUCGGUAGAGGGAAAAGCACACGGAUAUACCGCUUGGUUUGAUGCCAAAUUUGUCCAAGAGCAUUUGUCAAACCGUGAAGAAGCUGUUAUCAUUGAGAAAGACAUCCCGAUAGGAAUAAAUGCCGCCGUAUCGAUUCAAAAGAACCCCACCAUCAAUCUCGAUCGCAUAGAUCAAACUGACUUUCCUUUAGAUCAACGAUACAUUUUUCCAAAAUCGGCUGGAGCCGGCGUCACUGUAUAUGUGCUUGACACUGGAGUUUUGGUUAACCAUAAAGAAUUUGAAGGACGCGCAACAUUCGGAGGCGCCUUCUGUAGCGGCUGUCCUAAUACCGAUGACAAUGGACAUGGGUCUCACGUGUCUGGAAUCGUUGCCGGGAAAACAUAUGGAGUUGCAAAAAAGGCAAACAUCAUCGGCGUUAAAGUUUUAAAUGCCACGGGUAAUGGAACAAGCGCGGAUAUGAUAAAUGGUCUGAUGUUCGUUCUCAACGACCAUAAGAAAAAGAAGAACAAUGCCGUGGUCAAUAUGUCUCUCGGGGGUCCUUUCUCCAAGGCCAUUAACGCAGCAGUGAAAUCCCUUACUAAUGAUGGUAUUCACGUUAUUACAGCAGCUGGUAACAACGCGAAUGAUGCUUGUAAAGUUUCACCCGCCUCCGAACCAUCGGCCAUCACUGUUGGCGCCAUCGAUGACAUUUUCGAUGACAUCACAGAUUUUACAAAUAGCGGUAAAUGCGUUGACAUUUUUGCACCCGGCCGAGAAAUUCUUUCAGUUGGUAUUAGAGAUGAUAGGGAUAUUUUAAUAUUUUCGGGUACAAGUCAGGCUGCACCUCAUGUCUCAGGAGCUGUGGCUUUGAUUAUUAGUGAGAAUGGUAAUUCGAGUCCCGCUAAUAUAACACAAACCUUGCUUAAUUCGGCAACCAAGAAUAUCUUGGGAAACCUUCCAAAUGACGAAAAUAGAGAAUGGCCGCAUUAUUUUGCAUUAGAAUUUCAUGACAUGUAG
Molecule: messenger RNA, 1263 nt
Organism: Acaulospora morrowiae
Lineage: Eukaryota; Fungi; Glomeromycota; Glomeromycetes; Diversisporales; Acaulosporaceae
Source: the annotation of a GenBank genome assembly